Molecule: messenger RNA, 528 nt
Organism: Camellia sinensis
Lineage: Eukaryota; Viridiplantae; Streptophyta; Magnoliopsida; Ericales; Theaceae
Source: RefSeq, a predicted model, not a curated record
AUGGGUCUCAAGGAAGUUCAAGCUAAUGGGGAGGGCUUUAUGUUCUUCUUUGAAAAUUCUGACUCUUGUAGCAAAGUGUUAGAAGGAGGGCCGUGGUAUAUAGGCAAUCAACUACUUAUACUCAAGAAAUGGAAGAGAAUGAUGAGAUUAACUAAGGAACAGGUAUCUCAGAUUCCUGUAUGGGUUAAACUGUUCAAUGUCCCAAUGGAAUAUUGGGAUGAUGAGGGGUUAAGUAGAAUUGCUAGUAAGAUAGGUGUUCCACUGUUUAUGGAUCAUCUGAGCUCCUCUGGUAAUAGGAUUUCUUUUGCUAGGUGCGAACACUGUAAAGUCUUUGGCCAUAAUAGCAAGAAUUGUGUGGCAGCUCAUGUGGAGAAAUUAGUCCAAAUGCAAAAGGAAACAGACCAUCAACCUGAUGAUGAAUGGACGCUUGUAAAGGCAAAAGGGAAGCAUAAGAUUGCAGAAUCUAAUGAAACUAUAUGCAGCCAACCUGUGGAACAUACAUCUCCACCAGACACACUGGGAGACUAA